AAUCACCUGGUUUUUACUUCGACACUUUCUGACAGGAACAUUAGUGUAACAGAUUAGUCCACCUAUCCUACUCCAUUACACUUUUUUGAGGGAAUCAUCAGUGCAUCACUAACUUCUGUUUUUAACAACAACAAAAGGAUCUCAUUAUCACCAUGGCAAUGUUUACCAUUUCCCUGCUUCUCUGUUCUGCGUUUGCUCUGAGCGGUGCAACAGAGGAUACAAAUGUCAUGGAAAACAACAUGGAACAGAGCUCACCUGCUGAGGUGGAGGUGAUGAAGGUGGAGAGGGGGAGCAGGAGCUCUUGCCCACCUGGCUGGCUCGAGUAUGGGGCACGGUGUUUCAUGUUUGUACGUUCCGGCAAGACGUGGAUGAAUGCUGAGCGGUACUGUGUGCACUUCGGAGCAAACCUUGCAUCCGUCCACAGCCCUGAAGAGUAUCAUUUUGUGCAAGAGGUGAUCAGACUACAGACAGAAGACUUUACCCCUGCCUGGAUUGGAGGAUUUGAUGCUGUUCAGAACCGAGUGUGGCUCUGGAGUGACGGCUCCAAAUUUGACUACAGGAACUGGCUCAUGGGAGAACCCAAUAAUGCUGGUGGCAGAGAGCCAUGCAUGAUGAUGAACGUUGGAGGUGAAAAACGCUGGAAUGAUCGUCAAUGUGGACAUAUACUUCCAUCUGUGUGCUCCAAAAGGUUGUGUUAAAUCUGCCAUCAUAACAUCAACGGAACCACUUUUUUUGUAAUACCUUUUGUCAUUAAAACUAUACAGUAUUAUUGAAGAAUGUAAAUAUAUGGUAGGCCUAUAGUUAUUGUGAAUCAUAGUCAAGCAUGAGAUUUAACUUAAGGGGGAUUUUAUAUCAUGUAAAUAGGCUCUCAUCAAUCUUUUCAAUGAUACUAAUCAUGUAAAAUGCCAUUGUGAAGUUUUGCUGCUAAUAAAUAAUAUCCCUAAUAUUUUAUGUAGAUGUUGUUAGAGUGCAUUGCAUCAACAAUCGUUUACUGUUCCACUGUUCCUAGGCUUAGCUUGAUGUGCAACAAUAAACACAGCAUUUACACACUUAAAGAUAAACUAUACAGAAAUCACGCCGCCAUUUCCUGGUUGCUAAAAUUCUAAUAGUUUGCCUAAUAUCAGUUUAUGUGACAAAACAAGCAAGUAUAGUGUAGAGAAGUGGUCACCAACCUUAUCUGAGUCAAGAUCCCUUUUCUGAUUCAAAAUGCAAGCCGAGAUCUACC
Molecule: messenger RNA, 1225 nt
Organism: Coregonus clupeaformis (lake whitefish)
Lineage: Eukaryota; Metazoa; Chordata; Actinopteri; Salmoniformes; Salmonidae
Product: ladderlectin-like
Exons: 6
Coding region: 153-698 (181 amino acids)
Molecular function (GO): signaling receptor activity
Source: RefSeq, a predicted model, not a curated record